This is a messenger RNA of Eufriesea mexicana, 2192 nucleotides long. RefSeq names its product EGF-domain O-GlcNAc transferase (gene Eogt). The record is from RefSeq and is a predicted model, not a curated record. NCBI's taxonomy places the organism in Eukaryota, Metazoa, Arthropoda, Insecta, Hymenoptera, Apidae. Gene Ontology annotation, molecular function: protein O-acetylglucosaminyltransferase activity. Bases 510 to 2192 code for a protein of 560 amino acids. The transcript is spliced from 12 exons. Gene Ontology annotation, cellular component: endoplasmic reticulum lumen.
UCGUUACUUCGUCGAGCGAGAAAGUCAGAAAAACGUUUUGUCUAUUGGAGAGAGUUUUCCACGAAUCUACAACCGUGUUCGGCCAUAUUGAAUCUAUGUACACCGUCGAAGCUGUUGAUCGUGCGUGAAAGUGAAGUCAAAUGUCCAUUCACCGGAGUUUCCUGUCUUUUCGGUAGCGAGAGGUGAGAGAACCGGAGGAUAUCCGCUCCGUACAACACGCGGUGCUAAAUGCCGGUAUGAUUUCGAAAAUAAAACGGGGGCCCUCUAGAACGUUUUCUUCCACGGUGAGAAAUUUUCAAGGAUAGCUAGGAGACACGCUCGCGUUCGUGUGGGUGUACGGACGUUCGUGCUUGUGUGACACAGAGUACGCACAGUAGGUGAGGUCAUAUACCCAUCCACUCGUACAGGUGGUUCCUCCUCCAUUCACGCCGUACAGUCACUCCGUAAAGCGAGUGCACGACACCUUCUCUCAGGGAAUCCCGGCUUAAUUUUCAUUAGUGCAUCCCGCUAUGAUGAUCGAUAACGCGUUAUCUAUUAAAUGCUCAGUGACGAUCGUGCUGGUGUUCGCGGUCACAGCUACGUACAGUAAUUACACGGACAUUGAUCUGCCCUCUGAUCACAUCAAGUAUUACUUCAACUCUUUUCCCACGGUGGCCGAAGAGUGCCGCAAUAAUACCGCCUGUCCGUACAAGGAUAGCCUUGAUACCAAAGCUUGUUGGGGUUACGAGCCGAAUUGCAAAGCCGAAAAUACUUUUUCCGUUCCUCAAUGUCCAGGUGAUCACAGAGGAUGGGUGACAACGAAAAAAGCACAGGUAGAGACGUUUUACGCUCAAGGCGAUUUCGGCUACGUACGCGACCAAAGGAAAGAAAUGUUGAUCUUCUGCGAACCAUUGUUCGUGGACGACUCGUCCCUAGAAUGCUCGGAGCACAUGAGAUUUUGUAGAGCAAGGAACGUAAUGAUCAAUUUCACGGAUUUACUCCAAAGAAAGGAACCUAUACGAUACAAGAUGGAUGUGCUGAAGGAUGGUCAGAUUGGAGGAUACUGCACAUUAAACGAAAAGAGACUGCAAGACAAUACCGACCAUAUCAGCCCGCUUCAGUCUUGGGGACCUGAAUUGCGAAACUUUCGCAAGUUACCACGACCGCCGAUCGUCAACAACGACUGUGAUAUCGUUAUCGAAAAGCCAACGUUCAUAAUGAAAAUAGAUGCUAUAGUAAAUAUGUAUCAUCAUUUUUGCGACUUUUUCAACUUGUACGCGUCAUUGCACGUAAACCUCUCGCACCCCGCCGCCUUCAGCACUGAUAAUCAUAUAAUGAUCUGGGAAAGCUACAGCUACCGUUCUGCGUUCCAAGACGCCUUCGAGGCUUUCACGAGGAACCCGCUGUGGGAUUUGAAAACGUUUCGCGGAGAAACCGUUUGCUUCAAGAAUCUCGUGUUCCCCUUAUUGCCGCGCAUGAUUUUUGGUCUCUACUAUAAUACACCUCUUAUUUAUGGCUGUGAGAACAGUGGAUUGUUCAAAGCCUUUGGUGACCACGUGUUACACAGACUACGCAUACCUCUUCACGAAAGAAAGAACCAAAGGAUACGAAUCACCUUGCUCAGUAGGGACACUCAGUAUCGGAAAAUUCUCAACGAGGAUGAAUUGGUGAAUGCUCUGAAGGAAAACCCGGAGUACAAAGUGAGAAAGGUAAUUUAUAAUAAGAAGGUACCAUUCAAGAAGCAGCUAGAAAUUACGAGAAACACUGAUAUUUUUAUCGGUAUACACGGAGCUGGAUUAACGCAUCUAAUGUUUUUGCCGGAUUGGGCUGCGUUGUUCGAGAUAUACAAUUGCGAAGAUCCAGGAUGUUACAAAGAUCUUGCUCGUUUACGCGGUGUAAAGUACUUCACGUGGGAAAAUGCCUCGAAGUUGGUGCAACAGGAUCCCGGCACACAUCCUGACGGAGGGGCACACGCAAAAUUCACAAACUAUAGUUUCGAUGUUAAAGAAUUCUUGCGCAUAGUUUCACAAGCUACGAAUUACGUGAAAAAUCAUGAUUCGUUUAAAAAAUUUAUGAAUAAAAGAAUACAACGUAAGGGAACGGAAACGAAAAAUCAGACUAGACCGAUAAACGAUGUAAAAGAGAGUGCAGCUUUCAAAUCGAAAGAGAUGGCUGAAUUAAAAUCUGGUGUUCAACCCAAAGAUGAAUUAUAA